This is a messenger RNA of Caenorhabditis briggsae, 570 nucleotides long. The record is from RefSeq and is a predicted model, not a curated record. The transcript is spliced from 3 exons. Lineage: Eukaryota; Metazoa; Nematoda; Chromadorea; Rhabditida; Rhabditidae. Bases 1 to 570 code for a protein of 189 amino acids.
AUGAAGCUACUUCUGAUUGUGGUCAGCUCGAUUGCUGUUUUGGUUGCUGGUCAGCAAGAUGAGACGCAGAAACCAGAUGAUUUUCUUUGGAAUCGAUGGGAACCAAGAACCAUUGAUUGUGUGAGCAGUGGAAAGAAAGACGAUUGCGUUCUUCUUGCUCCAAAUUCCAGGAUUCCGUUUGACAUCUCCAAGUUCAAAUGUCGUCGUGAACCAAUGCCACAAACGAAUUGGAACACAUUGGCUGUCAAUUCCACCACUAGAUUGGCAUGCCCACUGAACUGCCCUGUCAAUUUUGAUCUCUCUGUUCUCCAAAAACGUCCAUAUGUGAACAAGAACUGUCAAAAGUACUACACGUAUGGAAAAUACUGGGAUGUGGCUGCAAAUGAUUGGUACAUAUGGCAAACGGAACCAUGUGUCGCUGCCAUUUCAACCCAUUGUCGUUUCAAUGACGUCCCAAUCACCUACAAUCCGACGAAGCAUACUGGUAAGAACUUGGAAGAAGUGAAAUUGGAAGGAGAGAUCUUGCAAACGAAAAACAGUGAGCAGAGAAAGAAAGUGGUUGUUGCCUAA